UCCUUUGUUUUACAUUUUGUAUCACUAUAAAAAUACGAGCAAUUUCUUAAUUGAAAAAAAGAAACAAAACAUUUGAGAAAAUAAAUGGAAAAACAUAAUUAAUUUUAAAAGUUUUAAUCUCAUCUUAUUCAGUCUUAAUAUUUUGUAAAUAAAAGUGGACCCAUCAUAAAACCAAUUUCGGGCUUUCUAGAAAUAUUUUUAUAAAAAUUGUCAAAUAUUGGAAAUACGAUUUAACGAUAUGAUGGUGGAAUCCGAUGGUAAUACUGAUGCCACUCGCAGACUAAAUGUGAAAAAGCAAACGUUGGAUGAUGCUUAUGCGGUGCCUGCCAAUUUUUUGGAAAUAGAUGUUGUAAAUCCUCAAACUACCAUGACAGCAGGAAAGAAACGAUACACCGAUUAUGAAGUGAAAAUGAGAACAAACCUUCCUGUAUUUAAAGUUAAGGAUUCCAGUGUUCGCCGUCGAUAUAGUGAUUUUGAAUGGUUAAGAAACGAGUUGGAACGUGAUAGCAAAAUUGUCGUACCUCCAUUGCCCGGCAAAGCUUGGAAGAGACAAAUGCCGUUUAGAAAUGACGAAGGCAUUUUCGAUGAAAAUUUCAUCGAAGAACGACGCAAAGGUUUGGAGGCUUUUAUCAACAAAAUUGCCGGUCAUCCUUUGGCUCAGAAUGAAAGGUGUCUACACAUGUUUUUACAAGAGAGUGUCAUUGAUAAAAAUUAUGUUCCCGGAAAAAUACGUAAUACUUAAGAAACUAUGCAAGGAAUAUACACAUAUAAUUACAUAUGUAUAUUAAAGAUUUUUACAGAGAGUGUAAAGAUUUAAGAACUAGUAACUGCAAUCUACAAUGUAUUCAUUGAUAAAAUAGUGGAUGCGAACAAUGUUUGAAUAAGAAUAUUUUUUCUCUUAAUUUAGGAUAUGCUACAUAUACUACAUUUUAUAUAUUUUCGAAUUCCAAUGUUAAAUAAUCUAAUUGUAUUUGUCUUAAUAUUAAAUAUACAUAAUAAUAACAAUAA
This is a messenger RNA of Lucilia cuprina (Australian sheep blowfly), 1008 nucleotides long. RefSeq names its product sorting nexin-12 (gene Snx3). Gene Ontology annotation, biological process: endocytic recycling; late endosome to Golgi transport. The record is from RefSeq and is a predicted model, not a curated record. Gene Ontology annotation, molecular function: phosphatidylinositol-3-phosphate binding. Bases 239 to 742 code for a protein of 167 amino acids. NCBI's taxonomy places the organism in Eukaryota, Metazoa, Arthropoda, Insecta, Diptera, Calliphoridae. The transcript has 3 exons. Gene Ontology annotation, cellular component: retromer complex; early endosome membrane.